Messenger RNA from Saccharomycodes ludwigii, 801 nucleotides. RefSeq lists its product as uncharacterized. Bases 1 to 801 code for a protein of 266 amino acids. Lineage: Eukaryota; Fungi; Ascomycota; Saccharomycetes; Saccharomycodales; Saccharomycodaceae. The transcript has a single exon. The record is from RefSeq and is a predicted model, not a curated record.
AUGUCAACUAAAAGUAUUGUCCCUAGAGAAGAUAUUGGUUUCCAAACUUCCAAUUUCGAAAAUGCGUAUUGCAAGCAACGUCAUUCCAAAGCCAAUAGUUCUCCUUCGAUAAAUAUUACCAAUGACGUAGCUAAAGUUGCAGAAGUGUUAGAUAUCGCUUUUGCUCACUCCCCUCAGAAUGAUUAUUGUCUGAAGAAAUUUUUUAAUAUUCCCUUGACCCAAAAAUGUAGCAGGGAACGUAUUAAAUCUAUUUUAUAUUAUUAUACAGCUAUGUAUAAUGAUAUGGGCGGUGAAAUUGUUGAGGUCAACAAUUUUGACGCUGUUGCUUUGUUUUCAAAACCUGGUGAUCACAUUGAUUUUGAUUUGACAAAGGACCAAAAAUUCAACAAGACUUGGUUUGACGAUUUGGACCAAGUUUUAGAAAAAAUAUUACCAGAUAUUAAUAAUUUUUAUUAUUUGUAUAUGAUUGGGAAAAACUUAACCCAGAAAAAUGUUAGAGGUAGUGUAAGAAAAAUUUUUGAAACUUACAAAGAAAAGGCUGACAAAUUGGAUGUUCCUAUUGUCUUGGAAGCUAUCUCUGAACAUGCUAGAAGUGUUUAUGAAUAUUUUGGUUUUAAAAAUUAUUACACUUUUAGGUAUGGUGAUGGUGAAGUUGAUUCCUUAGGUAAUCUAAGCUCUUCCGGCGAAGGGUUUGUUUCCUAUUUGAUGGUUUAUUAUAAUAAGCCAUUAUUAGUUGAUGGUCCUAUUCAUGACUCGAAUAAAGUUGGUGAGGUUAAUGGGUUUUUAGGCAACUCUGAUUAG